This is a messenger RNA of Silurus meridionalis, 1808 nucleotides long. RefSeq names its product transposon Tf2-1 polyprotein. Bases 67 to 1635 code for a protein of 522 amino acids. Gene Ontology annotation, biological process: DNA integration. Gene Ontology annotation, molecular function: RNA stem-loop binding; RNA-DNA hybrid ribonuclease activity. Lineage: Eukaryota; Metazoa; Chordata; Actinopteri; Siluriformes; Siluridae. The record is from RefSeq and is a predicted model, not a curated record. The transcript is spliced from 2 exons.
AAAUCUCUAGACUCUGUGGCUCAGGGAUUGCCUGCCUGUCUUCGUGCCGUUGCCUCCUGUGCGCUGAUGGUAACUGAUGCUGAGAAGAUCGUUUUGUCCCAUCCCCUGAUUCUGCACACCUCACAUCAGGCUGCUGAGCUAUACGCCCUUACACGCGCCUGUGUCCUGUCUGCUGACACUGAUGUCACUAUCUACACAGACUCACGCUAUGCUUUUGGGGUUGCUCAUGAUUUCGGUAGGAUUUGGCAAUCUCGUGGCUUCACUGCCGCCGAUGGUAAGCCCAUUUCCCAUGCGUCACUGGUACAGGAUCUAAUAACUGCCUGUCACCUGCCACGUUCUUUGGCUAUUGUUAAAACCAGGGCUCACUGUUCUGGUGACACGGACGAGGUCAGAGGUAACAGCCUCGCCGAUCGCAUGGCCAAACAAGCUGCAGCCUCACGUCCGCUGCCGCCAGACUUAUCUCCAGCAAUGGUGUCUGUUAAUACCAUGAUCAGUGCUGUUUUACCUGACAUGGAUUUACCUUCCCUACAGGCCUCAGCUACUGAUGCUGAUCGCGCCUUCUGGGCAAAUCAGGGUUGUACCGGUUCCACAAUUUUGGUCGAUGGUCAGGGUCGUCUUUGCCUUCCACGUCAUUGUACGCCUUUUCUCGUCCGCGAAUUUCAUGGUCCCACUCAUCGCGGACGAAGAGGGGUAUUACAUGACCUAACUGAAAAUUUCUGUAUAGAUCACUUAUACACAGAUGUAAACAACAUACUAAACAGAUGCUUAACAUGCGCGCAAAACAACAUCUCCAAACCAGGUGCCAUACAUCAACAUCUUCCCACCCCUGAAACACCGUUUCAGGAAUGGCAGAUUGAUUUCACACACAUGCCCAGACAAGGCCCUUUCAGAUAUCUUUUGGUAAUGGUGGACAAAUUUUCCCGGUGGGUCGAAGCUUUCCCCUGCAGCAAAGAGAACGCUAGAAUAGUGGUUCAGAAGUUAACUACGGAAAUAAUUCCAAGAUAUGGUAUCCCUGUAGGAAUUGAUUCUGACAAGGGAACCCCAUUUACCUCCAAGGUCACCCAGCUUUUGUGUCAAGAGUUAAAAAUCAAUUGGCAUUUCCAUAUUCCAUACCACCCGCAAUCAUCAGGUAUUGUAGAACGAGCCAACCGCACAAUCAAGGACAAAAUUCGAAAAGCCAUGCACGCAUCAGGCUCGAAGAAUUGGCUUCAUGCCCUUCCGCUGGUUUUAGCAGAUAUGCGCAUGACAACUCAAGUGGCUCUCGACCAUUUGUCACCGUAUGAAUUAGUGUUGGGACGACCUUUUCCCCUUCCAUGGCGUCGAGGAAAACAGGCUUUGGGUACAGGGGAUCUAGAUGUGCAUCUCAGCGAAUACGCUGCAGGGUUGCUACAAACAUUGGAUGACUAUUGGACACGGGUAAGUGAGAAAAAAACACAAAUUCCGACAGAAAACACUCAUCCCUUUAAGGUAGGGGAUCGGGUUUUGGUAAAGAAAUUGGACAAAAUGGGGACACCACUGGGUGAAACCCCCUACAGUGCCCCUGCAGACGUAAUUGCUGUAACACGCACGGCUGUGCUAACUGAUCUUUUUCCACAGUGGAUCCACGCUGGACGAGUGAAGCACGCUCCCAAUUAAAAUGAAGUUGUAACAAUUUGUAUUUGACUAUGUUCUUUUGUAUGCCCUAGUAACCAUUAGAGACCAUCCGUAGACCUUGUUCCUCCACAGACUGAGGGUAAAAUCUCGCCCUGGACACCAACGUCGAACCGCAGACACUCUGGUGCAGGCUUAUAGAACACAAACCACACCGC